ACGUUGUUUACAUCUGGACAUAAAUCUCCUCCGUUGAGCUUCUUCCACACACACGCACACACUUUACACACACUCCUCUCUCUGAUCCCCUUUAUCUCUCCCACUCUCUCGCGGAGCCCAUCUCUCUCUCUCUCUCUCUCUCUCUCAUAUCUAUAAUGCUGCAGCUGCACCAUCUCACUCAAUGACUUCUCCACCUCAACCCAAGACCCGAACCCGCACCCACAGCCACUCCCGAUCCCGCCGCCUCUCCGCCUGUUCGCGCCACCCCUCCCAACCCAUCACCGGCUUCUGCCCUCUCUGCCUCCACGAGCGUCUCUCCGGCCUCGAAUCUCCCGCCAAAGCCUCCACCUCCGUUUCCGGACCCUCCACUUCCCAAUCGGAGCUCCGACGUACCAAAUCAGUCUCUAUCCGCAACUUCGAUGCUUCCUCCUCGGAGCCUCGCCGCCAUUCUUGUGAUGUUAGAGGUAAAAACACUCUCUCCCACCUCUUUGAUGUUGAUGAUGAAUGUAAGUCUUCGUGUCGAGAAAUUCGUGUCGAAUCGAAAAGUCUAGAGAGAAAUGUUAUUGAUAGUGUCGAUGUAGAGAGUAAUGUGGGGGGUGUUAGGGUUUGUAGUGAUGAGAUUGAUGAGGAUGUGAUGACUAUGAAGGAGCAUAUAGAUCUCGAGUUAAGGAGUGGGGGGAAGAGUAAGAAGGAUUUUAAUAGUGUUGCGGGGAGUUUUAGGGUUGUUGCGUCUGUGUUUUCGAAGAAAUUGAUGAAAUGGAGGGUGAAGUCGUCGAGUAGGAGUAGGAAGAAGGUUGGUGGUGGAGAGAGGGAGGUUGGUGGGGGUGAUGAAGGUGGAGUGAUUGGGAGGGAGACGGUGUCGGAGGUAGGGGAGUAUGGAUUGGGGAGGAGGUCCUGUGAUACGGAACCUACUAGGUUUUCGGUGGAUGGGAAUAGGAUAUCUGUGGAUGAUGUGAGGUUUUCGUUUGAUGAGCCGAGGGCUUCUUGGGAUGGUUAUUUGAUUGCAAGGACUAUUCCGAGGUUGACGCCGAUGUUUUCUGGGGUGGAGAAUAUGAUUUUGGGUAGGCCGGAAGAGCAGAUGGGUUCAAUAAAGGAAGAUGAGAAGGAUGAGAUGACUUCUGGUUUGUCGGGCCAGAGUAAUUCGGAUUCAUCGUCUUCGCGUAGGCAGAGUAGUUUUGAUCGGACGAGUUCGAUCAGAAGUGGUUCUAUGAAAGCGACGGGGUUGCAGGGUGAUGAAGCAAAAGUGGCAGUGAAUUCGAAUGUUUUUGGUGGAAGCAAGUUGGUCAUUACAGAGAAAGAGUUGAAAGAUUGGCAUAUGAAUUCUAUUAAAGGUGAUCAGCCAAGGAGGAGCUUUGAUUCUGUACCCAAGGAUGGCAGUGUUGAUGCUUUGAUUGGGUUCAAAAAGUUGACUAAGUGGAAGAUGGCGGGUAACAUAUGGGGUUUCAAAAGUAAGCUUGGUGACAAAAAGACAGAAACUUUUGUAGAAGACAGAAGUCACGAACGUGUUGCUGAGCCCGACAAGGAGGAAAACAGGGAGAUUGGAAUAGAGAAUGGGGGCUUCAGUGGCAUGCUUGCUCGUAGCAGUAGUUGUGUUGCUGCUAGGAACCCUUGCAAACCGAUUGCAUUGGAUGAUGGUAUGGGUGCAAAAGAGCUUGUGCUGGACCGAAAUAGAAGUACAAAAUAUUCUUCCUCCAACUUUGACAAUGGCCUUUUGAGGUUCUAUUUGACUCCAUUCAGGAGCUAUAGGAAGACUAGAUCUGGAAAAGGUAGGUUAAAGAACUCCUCACCUGCUAUAGCCGGGGAGGUUUUAAGGCUGAACUGAAUGAAGGUACAAAUUUGAUCUUAGCCAGCAAUAUUUAAAUUUUAUAUGUACUUGGACAAAGCACAACAUUUUGUUUCGUUUAUCCUGUGCUCAGAUAUGUGUUUACAUAAGAGCUUUAUAUAAGAACUUCAAAGCGUUUUACAUUUAUAUGAGGUAAUCUCUUUGUCAGA
This is a messenger RNA of Daucus carota subsp. sativus, 1992 nucleotides long. Its product is annotated as protein OCTOPUS-like. Lineage: Eukaryota; Viridiplantae; Streptophyta; Magnoliopsida; Apiales; Apiaceae. Gene Ontology annotation, cellular component: plasma membrane. Bases 182 to 1822 code for a protein of 546 amino acids. The transcript has a single exon. The record is from RefSeq and is a predicted model, not a curated record.